Messenger RNA from Nycticebus coucang (slow loris), 7172 nucleotides. RefSeq names its product HPS5 biogenesis of lysosomal organelles complex 2 subunit 2 (gene HPS5). Lineage: Eukaryota; Metazoa; Chordata; Mammalia; Primates; Lorisidae. Gene Ontology annotation, cellular component: cytoplasm. Bases 250 to 3639 code for a protein of 1129 amino acids. Gene Ontology annotation, biological process: developmental pigmentation. The record is from RefSeq and is a predicted model, not a curated record. Gene Ontology annotation, molecular function: protein binding. The transcript is spliced from 24 exons.
CGGGACCUCCGGGUUGCUGGUCAGUGAGCCUGGCUUUGACAACUUGGUUACUGGGGCUGUUUUCAUCAAGAGAUCUGAAUACAAUAUUAAAGUCACUGCUGUUAAAAAGGCGGAGAAUUGUCCUCUGAUUGUAACUUCUUGGAUAGAAAGAUCCCAUUAUGAACGUGAGGAAAUCUGCUACUUCACCUUCGUUUUUAGGUGAGGAAUUCUGUGCCUGUCACUCAAGUUUAGAACUUUCUCAAGUUUAGAAUGACUUUUGUGCCAGUGAUAGCAGAGUCCUACAGCCAUGUUCUUGCGGAGUUUGAGUCUCUGGAUCCAUUACUGUCAGCCCUGCGGCUGGACUCCAGUCGUCUAAAGUGCACAAGCAUAGCUGUGUCUCGGAAAUGGUUGGCUUUGGGCAGUUCGGGAGGAGGACUCCAUCUCAUUCAGAAAGAAGGCUGGAAGCACAGGCUUUUUCUUUCACACAGGGAAGGUGCAAUUUCUCAGGUUGCCUGUUGUUUACAUGAUGAUGAUUAUGUUGCUGUAGCUACCAGUCAAGGUCUUGUAGUUGUUUGGGAAUUAAAUCAAGAGCGUCGCGGGAAACCAGAACAAAUUUAUGUGUCUUCAGAACAUAAAGGCCGAAGAGUUACAGCUCUCUGUUGGGACACAGCUAUUCUUAGAGUCUUUGUAGGUGAUCAUGUGGGGAAAGUUUCUGCUAUCAAACUCAACACUUCUAAACAAGCAAAGACAGCUACUGCUUUUGUGAUGUUUCCUGUUCAGACAAUAACAACAGUUGACUCCUGUGUUGUCCAGUUAGAUUAUUUGGAUGGAAGACUACUUAUAUCUUCACUUACUCGAUCCUUCUUAUGUGACACUGAGAGAGAAAAGUUUUGGAAAAUUGGAAACAAGGAAAGAGAUGGAGAAUAUGGAGCUUGUUUCUUUCCGGAAAGAUGUUCUGGGGGUCAGCAACCUCUGAUAUACUGUGCUCGUCCUGGCUCCAGGAUGUGGGAAGUGAACUUUGAUGGGGAAGUCAUAAGCACACAUCAGUUCAAGAAACUCCUGUCGUUGCCACCUCUCCCUGUGAUUACUCUAAGAUCAGAACCUCAGUAUGAUCAUACAGCUGGAUCCUCCCAGUCUUUGUCUUUCCCCAAACUCUUGCAUCUUAGUGAGCAUUGCAUGCUGACUUGGACUGAAAAAGGAAUUUAUAUUUUCAUUCCUCAAAAUGUUCAAGUUCUUCUUUGGAGUGAAGUCAAAGACAUUCAGGAUGUAGCUGUCUGCAAGAAUGAGCUGUUCUGUUUGCACCUGAAUGGGAAAGUCUCACAUCUCUUCCUGUUAUCUGUGGAGCGCUGUGUGGAACGCCUGCUAAGGAGAGGCCUGUGGAACCUGGCUGCUCACACAUGCUGUCUUUUCCAAAAUUCCAUCAUUGCUAGCAGAGCAAGAAAAACUUUGACUGUAGAGAAAUUGGAGCAUUUGAAAUCACAGCUGGACCAUGCAGCCUAUAGUGAUCUAAUUUCUCAACUGGAAGAACUGAUCUUAAAACUUGAACCUUUGGAUUCAGCUUGUAGCAGUAGAAGAAGCUCCAUUUCAUCAUAUGAAAGUUUCAGCAUCUUGGACUCUGGAAUUUAUCGUAUCAUCAGUAGUAGAAGAGGCAGUCAGUCAGAUGAAGACUCUUGCUCCAUUCACAGCCAGACCCUCUCAGAAGAUGAGAGACUUAAAGAAUUCACCUCACAUCAGGAAGAAGAGCUGCCAGAGCAGUGUUGUGGCUCACAUGGAAGUGAAGACAAUGUUUCUCACGCUCCAGUGGUGUUUGAGACAGAUAAGAAUGAAACUUUUCUCCCCUUCGGCAUUCCAUUAUCAUUUCGUUCUCCAUCUCCUCUUGUGUCUCUUCAGGCUGUCAAAGAAAGUGUUUCUAGCUUUGUGCGUAAAACUACUGAGAAGAUUGGUACCCUUCACACAAGCCCUGAUCUAAAAGUGAGACCAGAACCCAGGGGUGAUGAGCCAUCAUGUGAAGAGGAUAUGAGUUCAGUUACCUGCCCAAAGGAGGAAGACAUCGAGGAGAAAAUAGAGGUAACUAGUCAACCUCUAGAAGAAGAGAGGUUCCAAGAACUUAAAGUAGCAACAGCAGAAGCAAUGACCAAGCUGGAGGACCCUCUGGUUUUAUUUGAACCCGAGUCUCUGAGAAUGGUUUUACAGGAGUGGCUUUCACAGUUAGAACAAACAUUUGCUGUGAAGGACUUUUCAGGCGUUUCAGGUACCGGCAACUCAUCCAUGAAAUCAAACCAGGAUGUGCUGUUGCUUGAUGAGUCAAAAAAGGGAAUAUUAGAUGAAGAUAAUGAAAAAGGAAAAAGGAACUCUUUAGGCAAUGAAGAAACUGUUGAUCAAAUAGCAUGUGAAUCUCUAAGUAGUUCAAGGGAGUCUUUGGAUGACCUUUUUCAAAUAUGUUCUCCAUGUACAAUAGCAAAGAGUCUUCAGAAUGACCUGGCUGAAUUGACAACAUUAUGUUUGGAAUUGAAUGUAUUGAAUUAUAAGAUCAAAAGCACAAGUGGACAUGUGGACUAUACUUUGCAACAGGACCCUCCUGAAGUUUUGGCUUGUCAGUUCCUGAAGAAAUACUUUUUUCUCCUGGACUUGAAAAGAACAAAGGAGAGUAUCAAGCUUAGUUACUCUAACAGCCCUUCUGUUUGGGAUACUUUCAUUGAAGGAUUAAAAGAAAUGGCAAGUUCUAAUCCUACAUAUAUGGAGAUGGAAGAAGGAGACCUACCAACAAGAUUAAAGUUAUUAGAUGACUCAGUUCCUUUUGACAGUCCUUUGUUGAUUGCUUAUGCUGCUCGGUUGUAUGAGAAGUUUGGGGAAUCGGCCCUUCGAUCCUUAAUAAGGUUUUAUCCAUCCAUUUUGCCAUCAGAUGUCAUGCAAUUUUGUCAUCGUCAUCCUGCUCAAUUUUUGGCCUAUCUAGACAGUCUGGUGAAAUCAAGGCCUGAAGAUCAGCGGUCAUCUUUCCUCGAGUCCCUUCUGCAACCAGAGUCUUUAAGGUUGGAUUGGCUACUUUUGGCCGUGUCCCGCGAUGCUCCGCCAAGCACAAGCACUAUGGAUGGUGAAGGUUACCCCAGGCCUCAUUCGCAUUUGCUUUCCUGGGGUUAUAGUCAGCUGAUCCUUCAUCUAAUUAAACUUCCUGCAGAUUUUACAACCAAAGAGAAAAUGACUGACAUCUGUAGAUCUUGUGGUUUCUGGCCUGGAUAUCUUACUCUCUGUUUGGAGCUGGAAAGAAGAAGGGAAGCCUUUACCAACAUUGUGUAUCUGAAUGAUAUGAGCCUGAUGGAAGGGGACAAUGGAUGGAUCCCAGAGACUGUGGAGGAAUGGAAGCUUCUCCUUCAUCUCAUACAGAGCAAGAGCACAAGGCCAGCCCCCCAGGUGUCACUAAAUGGGAACCUCAGUGAUGGACCUUCCCCCAUCAAUGUGGAGAAUGUGGCACUCCUGUUAGCGAAGGCCCUGGGCCCAGAUCGGGCCUGGUCACUACUACAGGAAUGUGGUCUGGCCCUUGAGUUGUCAGAGAAGUUUACCAGAACCUGUGAUAUCCUGAGGAUCGCCGAGAAAAGGCAGAGAGCCUUGAUACAAAGCAUGCUUGAAAAAUGUGAUCGGUUUCUCUGGUCUCAGCAGGCCUAGUGGAAGAAGAUUCAGCUGGAUGUCAUGACAUUUUGAGAAGAACUGAACAAUGCUCCUGAAACUUCUAAAUGCAUUUGCUAUUGUGUGGAGGAAAGCCACCACGCCACGCCAAAAAUCUCUCGCCUUUUGCAGGCUAGCCUUGGCAUCUGUGGCGGUAUGUGACCUCAGUAUUUCUCAACCAAAGUUGGAUUUUGGAGUCAGUCCUUGUUUGCCAGAAUCAGAAUGUGAAUGUUCACAGCUGUGUAGUCUUACUCUGAACUUCUUACUUUUCCUUGUCACCAGUGAACUUGGGGGAAUUCUUUUCCUACCGUGGCUCUCAUGUUGGGAGCAGAAGCUUCUCAUCCUGGUCACAUGAAGACAGUGUUAUUGAUUUUUGACUGGAGUUGGAUUUUGUUUUUUAUCUUAUCUGUGGCACUCUAGAAAUUACUGAAAUAAUGGACCUGUAUAAUGGAAUUAACACUGAAGAUUCAAAUUCAAUAUUUUUAAAAAUGGCCCAUACCUAAAUUAAGCUAAUUUAAAAUAUUUUUCCAGUAUUUAUUUGGUAUUUUCUAUUUUUUCUUUUCUUUUCUUUCUUUCUUUUUUUUUUUUGAGACAGAGUCUUAACUUAGUUGCCCUCAGUAGAGUGUCAUGGCAUUCUAGCUCACAGCAACCUCAAACUCAUGGGCUCAAGCGAUCCUUUUUCCUCAGCCUCCCCAGUACCUGGAACUACAGGUGCUUGCCACAGUGUCUCACUAUUUUUAGAGAUGGGGUCUCACUUUUUGCUCAGGCUGGUCUUGAACUCCUGAGCUCAAGCAAUCCACCUGCCUCAGCCUCCCAGAAUGCUGGGAUUGGAGGCAUGAGCCACCAUGCCCGGCUUAUUUGUUAUUUUCUAAUCUGAACUAUGCACAACUGAUUAAUUAAUAUUAAUGUGUAUUAAUGCGUUAUUUCCCCUUUUUGUUGUUUUUUUGUUGUUUGUUUUUGAGACAGGGUCUCUUUCACUUUGGGUAGAAUGGUGGAAUGAGUCAUCACAGCUCACUGCAACCUCAAACUCCUGGGCUAAAGCACUUCUCCUGCCUCAGCCUCCCAAGUAGUUGGGACUACAGGUGCAUGCCAGCAUGCCUGACUCAUGUUUUCUGUUUUUUGAGACAGGGUCUUGCUCUUGCUCAGAUUGCUCAGAUUGAUCUUGAAUUCCUGACCUUGAGUGAUUUUCCCAUUUCGACCUCCCAGAGUGUUAGGAUUAUAGGUAUGACUGACUACAUCUGGCCUUAAAAUGUUAUUUCUAAUCUUUCUUAAACAGAAUGCCCAAAAGAAUCAUGCACUUUUAAAAAUUAUUUUUAAAAAGCCAUAAUAAAAGAAAGCUGAGUACUAAUAAAAACUGUAGCAAGCAUGUGUUUUAUUUAAGCUAUAUAACUCGAUUUUUAUUUAUCAGUAUAUUCACACAGCAUGUUAUAGUGAUAAUAAAUAUGAGGUAUGAUUAAAGUUUUUAUUGAACAGAAUACAGGCAGGAGGUUUGUUAUCAAUUUGCAGGAAGGUGUGGGGUAAACUCUGUGGAGUAUGUAAAGUGUUGGAUACAGUCAACAGUUCAAUUCUUUUUUUAAUUUAUAAUACAACCAGAGAACAUAGAUACAAAUUGCUAUCAUACUUACGCAUGACACCUUGCUAUGAUGCAACCAGCUGCGUUGAAGAGAUUGGGAAAGCAGGCUUCACAAAGCUGCCUAGAAUUUUGGGCGGUGUAGAAAACCUUCCCACUGGCAUCAGCUGGACAGAUUGGGGCUGGAUCAUGUUGAAUGUGGAGCUCUCCUGAGGUAAAGGGGGGAGGCCUCCCUUCCCUGUCAGCUUUAGUCAUUACACAGUAACUAAACAAAGGGCCCAGAAGAAAUCCCAUGGUAAACAAAUGGCAUGAACUGGCAUGAUUGUGUAAUCAUUUCCUGACAGACCUUUCCAGGCCAGGUUACGGCAAUUCUCAUUUGCUGAAAAAGUACAGAGAGAAAUGUUUAGUGUAACAAACAAAAACAAAACAAAUCGCAUGACCUGAAUUUAUUUUCUGAGGUAAAUAAAUAGAAAUCCCCUUAAACUUUAAAUUACAUAGUCUAUUUGGAUAUCAGGCAGGGCUUUCAAAUAUAGCUUGUAUCUUCACUUGCCUGAUUGACGGGUGCCUCUUUUGUUUCAGGAUCUGACUGCUGUUGAACAGGGCUACAAGGGCAGCAUUGCCACUGAGAGCUUGUGUUUUGAGGCAGAUGGCUCGGUGUGAAUAUCUGCUCUUUCACUAAAUAGCCUUCAUAAGUUACUUUGUUUCUCUAAGUUUUAUUUGUUUGUUUUUUGUAUUUUGUAGAAAAUGGGUUUGGGGGUCUCCUUGUCUUGCCCAACUGGUAUCAAACUCUUGGGCUUAAGCAUCAGUGCUCCCACCUCAGCCUCCCAAAGGGCCAGGAUUACAGGCAUAAGCCACUGUGCCUGGCCAGAGGUUUACUUUUCUCAUCUGUCAAACAGAUAAUAAUCAUCGUACUCUCAGGGUAGUUUGAGAAUUAAACGCAGUAAUGUAUGGAUGGACUAUAGAAAGAGUGAAGUUAGGGCUACCCAUUAGUGAGAAUUAAAUGUCUGUAAAAUGUAGAGCAUACAGACUAACGUAGUGAAUAGAAAAUAAUGUUAGCUGUUAUUAGAAAGGUUUGGAAUAUCACUGUUUCACCUAGUACUGAUUAAACCCAUAGAAAUUGGAUUUACCUGAGCCAGAGAAAGUGGAAAAACCAAAAAUGAAAUUAAUAAUUUUUUUGCAUGUGUCAAAUUUGUCACUACCCUGAUCAAGGCUCAAAACCUUAUAAUAAUACUUCCCUCAUCCCCAUCCUCUACCCUCACUUCUUCUGAUUAGGUAAAUCCACAAAUCCUCUCCGUUCUUUUUUUCUUUUUUGAGAGACAGAGUCUCACUUUGUCGCACUUGGUAGAGUGCUAUGACAUCACAACUCACAGCAACCUCCAACUCCUGGGCUUAAGCGAUUCUCUUGCCUCAGCCUCCUGAGUAGCUGGGACUACAGGCACCCGCCACAACACUUGGCUAUUUUUUGUUUCAGUUUGGCUGGGGCCAAGUUCGAACCCGCCACCCUCGGCAUAUGGGGCUGGUGCCCUACUUCACUGAGCCAAAGGUGCUGCCCCAAAUCCUCUCAAUUCUAUGUUGAUGGUGUUUUCCCUUAGUCUUGGUUCCCCAUUCUGUGUUGCCACCACCCCACAUUCCCAUUACUUCUUUACCACAGUACUAGUCUCAAGUGCUAUCUCCCUUCUUUUUUUUUUUUUUUUAAGACAGAGCCUUGUUCCAUCACCCAGUUUAGAGUGCAGUGGCGUCGUCAUACCUUGCUGCUUCCCCAAACUCCUGGGUUCAAAUGGUCCUCCUGUCUCAGGCCCCUAAGUAGCUGAGAAUACAGGCAUGCACCACUGCCCCAGGCUGAUUCUUUCACUUUUAGUACAGAUGAAGUCUUGCUCUUGCUCAUGCUCGUCUGGAACUAUUGUCCUCAAUUGAGCCUCCCACAUUGGCCCAUAGGAGUGCUAGGAUUACGGUCUUGAGCUAC